GCCGUGCUGAGCUGGAAAAUGGCUGUGUAGGGGAGCAGGGAGUCAUGAACGGGAAAAGAAAGAAGGAGCGAGCGAGAGAAAGAAAUAAAGAAGGCAAAGCUAUAAGUGAACAGAAGGUUUGCUAGAAAUGUAUUGCACACCAAGAAGCUAUUGUCCGCAGAUAAAGACACCACACGGAUUCUUGUCUGCUACUUUCAAGUGUUUAAAGCGCAGCAGCCAAAAGUGAGAAGAGUCGAGAAAUAUCCGCGGGUCGGUCACAGUCCUCGUCCAGAACAUGUGGUAGCCUGAGAGAACCGAAGAGGAUUAAAGACCUUCCCGCUCUUCCGCCAAUCAGACAACUUGAUUUGACCGCGGAAAGUCAAUGACGCAGGGCCCUCGACUGGCAAAAUCUUUUACCGGGCUGCUCCAAUAGCCACAGCCAGCAGGUUUUCGCUGCUUGAAAGAGCAUGUUGCCAACGCUCUCCCUCUGCUCCAUCAUCUGGCUCAACCGGGGUAUCAAGCUGAGGAAAGUGCACCAGUUCACCAACACCGGCCAGGUCUGAAACCGCUGCCUCUGCAGACAUAGCAGUAGCAGAACACUAUCUUAUCGACUUUUGAAAAUGCUUCUAAGCUUUGGGUGACUCCCUCUCCUCCCCUCAUCCCCACCGACUCCCUAAGCCACCGUACCAACACCAACACCAGAGUUUAGUGACUCGACAGCCUUUUUGGUUUCUGAGGAGGAUUUCUGUAUAGGCGAACCUCUGUUGUUGCAGUGGGACUCGGGCUGCACCAUCUAAUCCUCUAUUCAGCGGCCAUUUUGAUUUUUGCCUCCCUGACAAAAUGGCGAUGGAAGGUUUUCAGUACCUUGCGCUCUACGCAUUUACCAAGGACCAGGAAGAGGACCUGGAUCUGCAGCCUGGGGACCUUCUGACAGUCAGCAAGGCCUCUCUGCUGUCCAUGGAGAACUACCAGGAGGGCUGCGUGGAGCAGCCUGAGCGCCUGGGCUGGCUCCUCGGCUACAACGAGCGCACCAAACAGAGAGGCGACUUCCCAGGGACGUUUGUCGAGUAUGUGGGCCCCGUGAAGAUGGCGCUCUCAUCGAGUCAACCCAGGUCCCAGCGACCCCUCCCUGCUGCUCCAAGACCCGAGUCGUCUCAAGCUAAGUCUGUUUCUGUGCCGGACCUGAGCGAGCAGUUCACACCACCAGAGACGGCUCCUCCAGCCCUUGUCAGCCUGAUCCAAGCCAUAGAGAAAAGAGGUUUGGACUGCAAGAUAUUGUAUAGGCCAACUGUUUCCUCAGGUUCAGACAGCCCAGUGUACAGCCUGAGCUCUGAAGGUGAGACGUGUCAGAAAGAUGUGGGGUACCUGUCGGAGUGUGUCCUGAACUACCUGAGAGACCUCCCGUCCCCCAUCAUCCCUGCCUGUAUCUACGCUCACCUUCAAACUGCUCUCACGCUGCAGCAGCAGGUCCUACAGCAGUCAGCAGAUGGUGCAGCUGCUGGAAGCCAUGACAGAGAGGUAAGCCUGGUCCUGGAGAACUCCACCUCCGUCCCUCUCCAUCACCGUCUCACCCUGCAGUACCUCCUCACACACCUGGCCAAAGUCACCCAGGCGCAGGCCAGCCAUGGCCUGGACACACACACACUGGGAAAGAUCUUUGGACCGCUGUUGAUACGGACAGGCCACUCCACCCCUUGGUUGUCAGUGGAUGAGGAGUUCCCUGCCCUUGUGGUGGAGAGGCUGCUGAUAGAGAGAACCACAGAGCAGGACCUCACUCCUCCAGUCCUUCCAGCAAAGCCAGUCAAGUCGAAAAUGGCACCAUCAGCCAUGACAGACACAAGCAGCCUGCUGAAUGAUGCUGAGUGGUACUGGGGAGAAAUCUCCAGAGAGGAGGUGAAUGAGAAGCUGCGAGACACUCCAGAUGGCACCUUCCUGGUCCGAAAUGCCUCUAGUAAACUGGAGGGCGAGUACACUCUCACUCUCAGGAAAGGGGGGAACAACAAGCUUAUAAAGGUUUACCACCGAGACGGGAGGUAUGGCUUCUCUGAGCCUCUUACCUUCCUGUCUGUAGUGGAGCUCAUCAAUCACUACCGCCAUGAGUCCCUGGCCCAAUACAACGCCAAACUGGACACCAGGCUUCUGUACCCUGUCUCUAAAUACCAACAGUUAGUGAAGGAGAACAGUAUAGAGGAGGUGGGAGAGCAGCUGAAGGUCUAUCACGAGCAGUACCAGGAGAAGAGCCGCGAGUACGACUCUCUGUACGAGGAAUACACACGCACCUCACAGGAGCUGCAGAUGAAACGCACAGCCAUCGAGGCCUUCAAUGAGACCAUCAAGAUCUUCGAGGAGCAGUGUGAGACUCAGGAGCGCUACAGCAGGGAGUCUUUGGAGCGAUUCCAACGCGAGGGCAACGAAAAAGAGAUUCAAAAGAUCCAGAGCAACUCGGAGCGUUUGAAGUCUCGUGUGAAGGAGAUCCACGACAGCAAGCGUAAGUUAGAGACGGACCUGAGACAGCAGGUCUCCGAUAACAGAGAGAUCGACAAGAAGAUGAACAGCCUCAAGCCGGAUCUCAUGCAGCUCCGCAAGAUCAGAGACCAGUACCUAAUAUGGCUGACACAGAAGGGGACAAGGCAGAAGAAGAUUAAUGAAUGGUUGGGCAUAAAGAAUGAUGCUGAUGAUUCCUACUCACUGGAGGAGGAUGAGGGUUCACCCCACCAUGACGAGUGUACCUGGUAUGUGGGUGACAUCAAACGCACCCAGGCUGAGGAAAUGCUGAGAGGCAAAUGUGACGGGACCUUCCUCAUCCGCGAGAGCCAAUCACAGAAGGGAUCCUACGCUUGUUCUGUAGUUGUGGAGGGGGACACCAAGCACUGCGUCAUCUACAAGACGGCCACAGGUUAUGGGUUCGCUGAGCCCUACAAUCUGUACUCGUCCCUCAAAGACCUGGUGCUCCACUACAAAAACGUCUCCUUGGUCCAACACAAUGACCAGCUAAAUGUAAAUCUGGCCUACCCAGUCCUGGCCCGUUCUCAGAACCAGAACCAGCACCCCAGAUGAAUUAUCCACCAUCAGUGUACACGCCAACCAGGGUGGCGAAACUGAAUUUUCACUCAUAUGCAUUGGGAAAAAAAAAUUAUCCUUUGAACAAUGCUUGUUCUUGUUUAAGUGGCGAAGAGAAAUAGACUCAACGGCCCUGAUUUUAAAUUACAUACAUGUUGGUGCUAAUUUCCUGCACCAACCCCUGUCCAGCAAAGAACACUCCUUGCUUCCAGCAUGGCUUCAAAGUAAACACACUACUACCGGUACUGAAGCACUGUACAGCUAGCCUGGCUAACGCGUUGAGUUUUAACUUGAGGAGAGUGUUGCAUUAGCCAGCCCUGACUGUACAGUGUCAGUUAUGAAAAAAAAAAACUGUGAGAAAUUCACAAGAAAAUUAAAGCACACAAAAUGUGGUUUUGAAGAUCGUGGAGAAGAGGAAAGAAACCAGAUGGAGGGAUGAUGGGAAGAUUUACAGGAGGCACUUUUGUUUUUUGCCUGAACACGUGAUAACUGUCCGUAGACAAAGGCCCGAUCUGUCAUCCCCAGACUGCCUGCAAACCCUCGGUAGACAAAAGCCUGAGCUGUCAUCCACUGAAAGGACUGGCUUGGCUGAACCAGGCUGCUCGCUUCACACCUAAAGGCGGCUGAAAAACCAGGGUGUAGUCACUGAAGCCGAGAGGGCUUCAGUGACUACACCCUGAGGGUGUGGGAGGGAAAGAAAUAGCUGGGGUUAAUGUUUUUAUGGGUUUUUGAAAAGAUUGAUUCAAUUUAAAGCUUGCUUAAGUGCCAUAGUAAUAGCUUUGAAUGACCACAAGCCUGUGUCACUAGAGGGGGGACACGUUGAGGUUGAAAGAAGGAAGGAGAGAAUGAAUGGCUGUCGACAUAGACAAAGCUUUAAAAAAAAUAAUACACACAUAUAGGUAUAUUUUUUAUGAAAUGAUCUUUAUUUCCAACUGCUUUGGCUUGUUGCUCUCUCACUCUCUCUCUCUCGCUCUCAGUGGGCCUCCUUUUGAAUUGACGAGGUACAACAUACAGUAAAUACUGUACUGCAGGAUAAAAAUGCAUGGUACAUAUUUGGUAUAUUGUGAAUAUGGAAUUUUAAUCACAAUACACUAGAUGGAGAGGUACAUUAAUAAAUGCAGUUCCACGUGAUUCAGGUUUCCUUUUAAAUGGAAAUUGUGGAAAGACUCCAAGCAUCAAACGUCUCUCUGUUUCAAACAUCUUCCUUCUUUUUUUCACCCUAUUUGAUACUGUAGCAUCUGUAGCCAUUGACUUAGG
Messenger RNA from Perca flavescens (yellow perch), 4296 nucleotides. RefSeq names its product phosphoinositide-3-kinase, regulatory subunit 2 (beta) (gene pik3r2). The record is from RefSeq and is a predicted model, not a curated record. Gene Ontology annotation, molecular function: protein binding; 1-phosphatidylinositol-3-kinase regulator activity. Bases 820 to 3036 code for a protein of 738 amino acids. NCBI's taxonomy places the organism in Eukaryota, Metazoa, Chordata, Actinopteri, Perciformes, Percidae. Gene Ontology annotation, cellular component: phosphatidylinositol 3-kinase complex. Gene Ontology annotation, biological process: insulin receptor signaling pathway; phosphatidylinositol phosphate biosynthetic process. The transcript has 16 exons.